Messenger RNA from Stylonychia lemnae, 1749 nucleotides. Lineage: Eukaryota; Ciliophora; Spirotrichea; Sporadotrichida; Oxytrichidae. The record is from the annotation of a GenBank genome assembly.
AUGUCUACUCUCGAUAAAAAUCUUGACUAUUCUAACCCAUUCACAUAAUCUAACAAGAGAAUGAGCCCUCCAACAAAACAAAGUCAAAAGUUAAAUCAUGAAAUGACUCAAUACCAAGAAGCAUAGCAUAAAAAUUAAUAUCAAAUUAGAAUGGGAGAAAUCUUAAUCAAACUUCCAGAGAAGGAUCCUUGUUAAGAGAUAAUUUUAAUAAUCGUAUUAGUUCAUAGAAAGACUAAAAUUAUGAAUAAGCAGAACCCGAUGAAUCCGAAAACGUUUGCUAAUCAUUUGAUCAGAAAUUCAAUGAACCAUCAUCAGGGUGAUGGCUCUUAUGAAAAAAUGAUUGAAAAUAAAGUAUUUCAGUUUUUGAAUGGAUUUUUUGCUAAUCAAUAAAAUUAGCCAUAAAGAUAACCCUAGUCUCACCUGUAGCAAUAACAAUAGAUGCAGAGCUCAUAGCAUCCACUUAGAAUGCCUAAUCCUUUGCAAAGUCAUAUAUCUCAUGGAAACUUGUACAAUAACAGGUCAGUAUCACCAAUUAUGAAUAGAACUUAGAACAAUGAGGAUCUAAAUGAGAUUAAAUCUACAACAUAUUAAUUAUCUAAAGAUAUGAAGAUGAUGAGAAAACUAGUAGAGGAAUUAUCGAUGUCUUUAAAUGAAAAAGAUGCAGAAAUAAUAAAGCUAAACAUGCAUUUAGGAGACGAAAAGAAAAAAUUUUAAAAUCUCAUAAGGAAAUAAUCAUAGAAGUCUCUGAUGCAUAAUGGCAGUACAUCUUCAUUGCUCUCAGCUUAAAAGGAUGAUUCAAGCCAUCAAGAGAUCCUUUAAUAACUACGAGAAGAAAAUUAGUAAUUAUCAGAGAUUUCAUAAAUGAAAAAGUUCAAUCAAGAUUUGAAGAAUAAACACAAGGAUGAAAUUAAGAAACUGGAGGAGGCAAGACAUCAGGAUAAGCAAAGAUAAGAAGCUCAUAUUAUAAAGUUAGAAAACUUUAAUAAAGAUCUUUAGAAGGAGAUAAAAAGACAUCAAGAUGAAGUUGAAAAGGCUCUUAAAAUACACAGAGCAAAUGAAUCGCUUAUGAGUAAGAAUGAUGAAUUGAAAUAGUAUAUAAAGAAACUCAACUCUGACAUAGAUUAACUUCAUCAAGAUAGAGAUAGAGAAUCUAAUAAAUAUCAUCAGCUAUUGAAGCAUGCUUAAAUGCUUGGUAAAAAUAACACUAGCAUAGUAAGAGAUGACGGGCCAUGCAAGAGUUGCCUAAAUACACUAUAAGAGAAAGAGUAAAUGGUAGUAGAAAUGGAAAAUUUCAAAAGAGAACUAAAUAAAUAGAAGCAGGAUAACAAAGAUUUGAGAGAGAGUUCGCUUUCAUUGAAAAAUGAUAAUAGUGGAAAUUUGUCAGAAGGGGGAGGAAAUCAGUAGUCAAGAUAGAAUUAAAUUCUCAUUUAAUAGAUUGAAUAGCAAUACAAAUAAUAGAUCGAAUAGAAAUAGCAAGAAUUAGAUCUCAAGGAUGACAUGAUAAGAGAUUUGCAAAAGACAAUUGAUGAGUUAAAAGCGAAGGAUCUAAAGAAUGAGGAAGAAAUGAAGAGACUUUAGACUUAACUAACAAAAAACAAUUUUUUGGUUGAAAAGAAUGCAGUUUAACUAAUAGAUGCUUAAUAGAAAGAAGCACAACUUACGUCUGAAAUAAAGAAAUAUCAAGUCACGUUAGAUUAAUUAGCAGAAGAACUUGAAAUUGCAAAAAAUCCUAAAAAAAAGAAGAAGUGA